Alternaria rosae is the source of this 1392-nucleotide messenger RNA. RefSeq lists its product as uncharacterized. Gene Ontology annotation, molecular function: dioxygenase activity; zinc ion binding. The record is from RefSeq and is a predicted model, not a curated record. Bases 1 to 1392 code for a protein of 463 amino acids. Gene Ontology annotation, biological process: DNA repair; DNA alkylation repair. Gene Ontology annotation, cellular component: nucleus. The transcript is spliced from 2 exons. NCBI's taxonomy places the organism in Eukaryota, Fungi, Ascomycota, Dothideomycetes, Pleosporales, Pleosporaceae.
AUGGAUACGUUCGUGUCGCGCAAGAGGAAGUGGGUUGAAGGGCCACCCACAUCAGUGGCGAGCACAGGCACGCGGCCUUCGGAGGAUAAAGACCCAGAAGAAGAGUCUACCGAUUUCAAGCUGGCCUUGCUGGCAUCUCUACAUCCUACAAUUGAUGAAGCGACCUUGCUUGAGGCAUUGCUCGCCUCCGAUGGGGCUGUUGAAAAAGCCUCAGAUUGCCUAUCGCGGCCUCAGGUUACAUCCCCAAGAAAGCGACUCGCAUCGUCUACAGUGGGCUAUCAAUCAUCCCUGAGCUCCUAUCGCAUUUCUCCAGCCAACGGCACGUUGACUAAGAAGCCACUUGUACGAAAAGGGAAGACGCUUUUUCUCUAUAGCCCAGAAGACAUCGAAGCACAUACGCCUUGUUCCAUUAUACAUAAUUUCCUUCCGGUAGAGCAAGCGGAUGCACUGCUGUCACAACUACUGGAAGCCUCGUCGACCUACGACAGGUAUGAGUUCAAGCUAUUUGACAGAGUCGUCGUGAGCCCGCACACCUAUUCCUUCUACGUCAACAGCUUAGAAGAGGCGGAAAGACAAAAGACAGAAUACAUCUACAAUGGUGGCCAGAUCGAGGAUGUCCGACAAAGCUUACCAGAAAUGCUCAACGCAUGCCCCCAAGUCGAAGAUGCCGUCAACCGUGAGAUCCAACGCAGGAUCCGCGACUUUUACCCCGACGGCAAGAAACUCAAGUACCAAUCCCCUCGCCCCUGGAAAGCCAACACUGCCUUCGUCAACUGCUACGACGGACCACAAGAAAGCGUCGGAUACCACGCCGACCAACUCACCUACCUCGGUCCACGAGCCGUCAUCGGCAGUCUAAGCCUCGGAGUAGCGCGCGAGUUCCGGGUCCGCAAGACUGUCGCUGAAGACGACUCGCAUCGAAAAGCCGAUGGAUCUCUCGCGGAUGCACAAGGCCAGAUCAGCAUCCAUCUGCCGCACAACUCACUCUUGGUGAUGCAUGCCGAGAUGCAGGAAGAAUGGAAGCACUCAAUCGCGCCGGCUCAAGCCAUCGAUCCUCAUCCACUCGCGAAGAACAAGCGACUCAAUAUCACAUAUCGGUUCUACAAGGAUAGCCUACAUCCGAGGUAUACGCCGAAAUGCAAGUGUGGUGUUCCGACUGUGUUGAGGUGUGCGACGAGGAAAAAGGAAUCGAGGGGAAGGUACAUGUGGAUGUGCCAUGCGGGAUACGUGCCGGGUCAAGAGAGUUGCAGCUUCUUCCAGUGGGCUGAGUUUGAUGAAGAUGGGGAGCCGCCGUGGGCGUCGAGGGUCAAGAAGGAAGGAGGGAAUUUGAAUGAGGAAGGCCAGGUGUUGAAGACGGCAACCGACAGUGCUACGUCGGCACAUGCCUCUUGA